AUGCAUAUUGCCUUUGCCAUGAAGGAGCUCGGGGAUAUUUUCUAUUUCUUGGGUAUAUCUAUACAAGCUUAUGGUGAUUUCUAUUUUUCAUCUCAACACAAAUAUGCUUCUGAUAUCCUCAUUAAAGCUGGUAUGACCACUUGUAAGCCUUGCAAUUCCCCUGUGUCAGUUAAGCCUUCUCUUGCUCCAAAUUCUGAUCUUCCAUUUGAUCAACCUGAGCUUUAUCGCAUUGUUGUUUGUGCACUCCAGUACCUUACCAUCACCAGGCCUAACUUGUCUUUCGCUGUUAACCAAGCUUGUCAAUACAUGCAUGCUCCCACUAUUGCUCAUUUUGCUGCUGUCAAGAGACUGUUACAAUUUGUCCAAGGGACUUUAGCUCAUGGGCUCACUUUCAGCCCUUGUUCUUUUGAACUUCAUGCCUUCUCUGACUCGAACUGGGCUGGUGAUGUUCUAGAUCGUCGCAGUUCUUCAGGCUACUGUGUGUAUCUUGUGUCCAACCUUAUUUCUUGGUCUGCUAAAAAGCAAUCAACCAUCUCAAGAUCCUCAACCGAAGCUGAAUAUCGCUCUCUCGCACACACCACAGCUGAACGUACUUGGUUAACAAUGUUACUCCAUGAACUUCAACUUUACUCUCUCAUUCCUCCUUUACUUUGGUGUGACAACCUGUCUGCUAUUGCCUUGGCUUCCAAUCUGGUGUUUCACACUCGUUCUAAACAUAUUGAAGUGGAUUGUCACUUCAUUCGUAAAAAGAUUGCUACUAAACAGCUACUUCUUAAAUAUGUUCAUUCUCUUGAUCAAAUUGUUGAUAUAUUCACAAAGCCCCUCUCAGUUUCACGAUUUAACUAUCUUAAAGCCAAGCUUCUGGUCUCUCCCUCUACCAUCAGCUUGCAAGAGGGUGAUAAGGAUUCUAGUUCAGAUGCAAAAGCCACAGCUUCAGCAGCUUCCGAUAUGGCUUAUUCAGCUGUCAAGAAUAGAGCUUCAGCUGUGGUGUCAUGCAGUCAGUUAGGAAUUGGUUAG
This is a messenger RNA of Camellia sinensis, 1017 nucleotides long. NCBI's taxonomy places the organism in Eukaryota, Viridiplantae, Streptophyta, Magnoliopsida, Ericales, Theaceae. The record is from RefSeq and is a predicted model, not a curated record.